Molecule: messenger RNA, 1001 nt
Organism: Panonychus citri (citrus red mite)
Lineage: Eukaryota; Metazoa; Arthropoda; Arachnida; Trombidiformes; Tetranychidae
Gene: Echs1
Product: enoyl-CoA hydratase, mitochondrial-like
Exons: 8
Coding region: 179-826 (215 amino acids)
Biological process (GO): fatty acid beta-oxidation
Cellular component (GO): mitochondrion
Molecular function (GO): enoyl-CoA hydratase activity
Source: RefSeq, a predicted model, not a curated record
UGGGUGAUGUUUCUAAUUGUUGAUUUACUCUUUGAUUUUGGUAUUAGAUUAUCAAAAUAUUUUGGUCGAUAAACGUGGAGAGAAAAAAAAUGUUGGCUUCAUUCAGUUGAAUCGUCCAAAAGCACUUAAUGCCCUUUGUGAUGCUUUAAUAAGUGAAUUGACUGUAGCUCUGAAAGACAUGGAAAAAGAUAAAGAUAUCGGUGCUGUUGUUAUAACAGGAUCUGAGAAAGCUUUCGCUGCCGGUGCUGAUAUAAAGGAAAUGGCUGAUGUUAAAUUUGCUCAAGCAUUUGCAACCAACUUCUUGUCUCAUUGGGAUAGCGUGGCUAAAUUUAAGAAACCAUUGAUUGCUGCGGUCAACGGAUACGCGCUUGGUGGUGGUUGUGAAUUAGCCAUGAUGUGUGAUAUCAUCUAUUGUGGUGAUAAAGCUAAAUUUGGUCAACCUGAGAUCGCAAUCGGAGUAAUUCCUGGAGCUGGUGGUACUCAAAGGUUACCAGCAGCCAUUGGAAAGUCAAGAGCAAUGGAAAUGGUUUUGACAGGAACACCAAUUACUGCGCAAGAAGCUGAACAUUGGGGUUUGGUUAGUCGCAUCUUCCCAGCGGACAAAGUUGUUGACGAAGCAAUCAAACUCGGAGAAAAGAUCAGUUCACAUUCUAAAUUAGUUGCUAUGAUGGCAAAAGAAUCUGUUAAUUAUUCUUAUGAUACUACCUUAUCUCAAGGACUUAAAUCAGAAUUAAGAUUUUUCCAUGCUGCCUUUGGAACACACGACAAAAUGGAAGGUAUGAAAGCCUUUGUUGAGAAGCGUCCACCAUCAUUCAAAGAUGAAUAAAUCAAUUUCUUCCUAAUCAAAAGUUGGUUAACUGAAUGUUCCUCUAAACUAAUGAAAUGUUUUACAAUUAGUAGACAAAAAAGAUUAACACAGCGAAAAUUUUGUAUUCGUAAGAUCAUUUGUUUGUUAUCGAUACUUGUUUCUACGUUAAAUUAAAUAUUUAAUUUACAAUGAA